CUCGACGGUCCUUUGCCAUAGUGACACCAUCUGGCACAGAUCUCGAAUUACUGUAUUGAAAUCUCAUGUCCAUCGGGCAUCCUUCCUCUCGUUUAAGUCUGGACUGUUCCUGUGCCGCGUGCCACGGAUUUAUUAACCCUGGAUAGCGAGACUAGGGUUCCGGUUCCUAGGCGUAGGAUACGCAAUGACGAGCCAUCUCCUGUGCCCUUGAAAGAUUGGCAAUACUGGUGUCUGCGCAGCCCUGCGAGAUUCCAUGGAAGGCCGUGACCAUGCGGCAAAGGCAGACGCGGCUGAAAGUGCGGCGCAUGCCAUUAUUAUCUCGGUUUCUGGAUAAGUGUGGGUCGCAUAUACAGAUCGAAUUACGAUGUGCCAGUCAGUGGUAGCUGUGGUUCAAUUGCCCGCUCUCAUCCAUGCGACAUGCCCGAUCGACGUUUCCCGGGGAGGGACCUGCCCGUCCUGACAGUGGGCAAAUCGAAAGCAGCUCAGAGGAGAGCGAAUCAGAAGAAGAAGCGUCUCCUGAAAGGUCUACGAUACAGGGGAGCUCCGGAAUUAACUACAGCCUCGACAGGCUGGACAACGACGCCGAAGCGAGAGCUCUUGUCGGGCUAGCGAGCGAGUUCGAUAUAACCACUUGCAGUAGAUGGCCGACGGGGUAUCAUUUUCAGCUCUCGGAGCAUCGACAGGUGCAUGUGGUCCGAUGGCUAUACUUACCAGCACAACUGCCCUACAUCCGCUCCGAAUCCGAAGGCGGCAUGACCCGGCCUCAAAAGGUAAAAGACAUCAUAACAGCCUUCAGCGCAACCAUCCUUCCAGAAGACUUCCGCCCCGACCUCACAGACGACCCCGCCCACCGCCGCACCCCAGAGCAGUGCGUCGUCCAGGGCGACUUCGAAGCCACGAUGUUCAGACUAGCUACCCACGACGACGCGGUCUACUCCCCUAUCUACUUUGAUAAAAUCCAGGGCCAAUCUCGCAAACUACUCGCUGAUUUCGACCGCUACGCCCUGACGGGCCACCUCCCCGCUGAUGACAACAACAACACCAACCCCAUAGACGUCCGCACCGUCCUCCACAAAAUCCAACUCAACGUCUACCGUAUCCAAAGCAAUAUCAUCGCGCGCGCCCCGCACGGCACAGAAAGCGCAUCCAAGGCCCUCAUCACGCUCCUCGAAGACAUCUGCAGUCGCAACAAAGACGCCCUAGACGGCAACAGAUGGGGCCGGACGACCUUCCACGGCGAAGACGAGGACAGCCGCAAUCUGUACCAUCAGCUUAUCGGCACUGCCGAGGAGACAGGGCGCUGCUUUGUGCUCGACGCCCUGGAGCAUCUGCCUGCGUCGGCGCUCCACCAGUUCCGGGAUCGGUUGAUGGCUGUUCAGCGUAAGGCGGAGGUGAACCGUGCGCCGAAGGCGUAUAUAUUGAAGCUUGGGGGGCUGGUUCGGAGGGCUGAGGCUGUGGGGCUGGGGCAGAGUAAACGGACGCGGUAGGGGUGGGUUGGUUGAUGGGCUGGGUUGAGUCUGGUUGGGCUGUGGAAUUUGUGUGGUUUACUAUCAUAAUACCCAGUGUUCUUGUGAUUUUUGUUAGAGAUUGUUAUUGAAUGGUUGCUCAUAUCGCGCUUU
Molecule: messenger RNA, 1619 nt
Organism: Aspergillus campestris IBT 28561
Lineage: Eukaryota; Fungi; Ascomycota; Eurotiomycetes; Eurotiales; Aspergillaceae
Exons: 5
Coding region: 411-1487 (358 amino acids)
Source: RefSeq, a predicted model, not a curated record